AAUCUCGCUCUCUGUGUUGGCAAGUGGAUCAUGGAUUUGAGCGAAUACUGUUUAAUUGACGAUCGGUUUCAUCGAUAAAGUUUGGAUUUUUUUUUUGGUGGGUUUUUUGCAUAUGCUUUUCAGUUUCCUGUGACGUCUCUGUUUCUGCUCCAGCCAAUUCAAUCCAGAUCUUCUUCUUUCAAGUCUCAAAGUCUCGCUUUUUACGACUCUCUUCUCCACAAGGGUUUCUCAUCGAGAUUGUUUGGAUCAAUGUAUCGCUUUCGUUGAUCUUGUUUUGGUCUUGUCUGGCUCAAACUCUGAAGUGAAUGUACUCUGGAUUCGAUCAAAACAGAGAUUCGAAGUGAAAAAGAUGGAGAAUGUGUCCGUGUCCACCACCUCCAUUAUCCACCUCCCUGAUGACUGCCUUUCCUUUAUCUACCAACGACUCGAUAACCUCGAAGACCAUGAUUCAUUCGGUCUAACUUGUCACCGCUUUCUCAACAUCCAAAACACCAACCGACGUUCUCUCCAGUUCCAGUGUUCACUAUCUCUUCUCAUCCAUUCGAGUCUCUCUCAGACAAACCCUGCUGUCAACUCAGAUCAUCUCCACAGGCUUCUCGCUCGUUUCCAGUGGUUAGAGCAUCUCUCGCUCUCCGGCUGCACGUUGCUGAACGAUUCGAGUCUAGCCUCGCUCAGGUAUCCAGGUGCGAGACUGCGUAGUCUACACUUAGAUUGCUGCUACGGAGUUUCUGAUGACGGGAUCUCCACGGUUGCUAGCUUUUGUCCUAAUCUGAGAGUGGUUAGUCUCUACCGUUGCGGUAUCAGCGACGUUGGGUUGGAGACGCUGGCGAGGGCUGCUUCCUCGCGUUUGAGAUGCGUGAAUCUCUCGUACUGCCCUCUUGUGUCUGACUCUGGGGUGAGAGCGUUGUCGCAAGCGUGCUUGCGGAUCGAGUCUGUGAAGAUAUCAAACUGCAAGAGCAUAACCGGUGUUGGCUUUAGCGGCUCUUCUCCAAGUCUAGGCUAUGUGGAUGCUGAGUCUUGCUGUCAGCUUGAGGCUAAGGGUAUAGCGGGGAUCGUCAGCGGAGGUGGGAUUGAGUUUCUGAACGUUUCAGGUGCGGUUUGCAACAUCCGGAGAGACGGUUUGGUUCCCAUUGGGUCUGGGGUUGCGUCGAAACUUAGAGUGUUGAACCUAAGGAUGUGCAGAACGGUUGGUGAUGAAUCCAUUAGAGCUAUAGCGAAAGGUUGCCCGUUGCUGCAAGAGUGGAACUUGGCUUUGUGUCAUGAAGUCAGGGUUUUGGGAUGGGAAGGUGUGGGGAAGUGGUGCAGAAAGCUGGAGAGACUCCAUGUGAACCGUUGUAGGAACUUGUGUGAUCAAGGGCUGCUUGGGAUCAGAAGCGGUUGCAAGAGUCUCCGGAUGCUGUAUAUGAACGGGAACGCGAGGCUGACGCCUACGGCGGUUGAGAUGUUUAAGUUACACAGAGGAGAUGUCACGCUCAGGAGUGAAGAAGUUAUGGUUAUAGGACCAGACUGGAGACUGUAUACACGAGGAUGAAGCAUCAAUCAAAAUGUUUUACCGGUGAACACUUUUGUUUCAAAUCUAGUAAAAGAAGAAGAGAACCGAAUAAUAUUUAUAUGAAUACCACCAGAAAUGUCUUUACAACACAUACAACUUCACUUUCCAUUUUAUUGAAUUCAACAUCUAUAUAUC
Raphanus sativus (radish) is the source of this 1687-nucleotide messenger RNA. Its product is annotated as F-box/LRR-repeat protein 12. Gene Ontology annotation, molecular function: protein binding. The transcript has 2 exons. Gene Ontology annotation, biological process: SCF-dependent proteasomal ubiquitin-dependent protein catabolic process. Gene Ontology annotation, cellular component: SCF ubiquitin ligase complex. The record is from RefSeq and is a predicted model, not a curated record. Lineage: Eukaryota; Viridiplantae; Streptophyta; Magnoliopsida; Brassicales; Brassicaceae. The coding region runs from base 350 to 1531 and encodes 393 amino acids.